AUGAGAUCACAAGGAUUAAUCUCUGCAGUUGUUGACGCCCUGGAGCUUCUAUUUAACAUCUUGAUGGUUUGUGGUGUUUGCAUUUGCUGGAAUCAAGUUGACUCUAAUUACACAAGUACAGCAGGGUCUAAAACGCUUCCUAAUUUCAUUGACACCCAUCAUGCAGUAUAUGAGUACGUCAGCAAACCACAUGGCUACACACAAGCUGAAAAAUACUGCGAGUACAAAUUUUCAACUCUACUUUCUGAAGUGAAAGAAGUCCAGGACUUACCUGAAAAUGUAGUUCAGUUCCCUAUUUGGCUGAAGAAAGAGAAAAAGUCAGAGAUGCGACCACUCACUGCUCUGGUUUUCGAGCACAGAACAGACACCAAAUAUGCCAAGUUGAUGACAAAGCUCCCAACCUUUCAUAAAAUUACGGUUUGUGCCCAUAUUCAAUGGGGCAGCACCAGUAAGGAUCCUGAAACUGUCUUUUCGUAUGCAGUGGAGAAUUUCACCAAUGAGUUUCAGCUGCGAGGAAUGAACGAUGCUGGGUUUGUCAAGUUUGCCGUCAUAAUUCAUGGGCAUCAUUCAGGAUAUUCUUCUAUGUUCUCUAAUGAUGGACAGUGGCAUCACAUCUGCAUAACUUGGCAAAAAUGGAAUGAAACCAUAAAUCUAUAUGCUGAUGGUGAAUCGAGAACCUCCUUCAGGAUCCCUGCAUCCGAAGAUAUCAUCAUGGGGGGCAUCUUUAUCAUUGGACAAGACCAGGAUUCUUAUGGUGGGACUUUCAAAGAAAAGGAAUCAUUCAGCGGGAAUAUUACUGGUCUUAAUGUGUGGGCAAAAGUUCUUAGUAAAGAGCAGAUACAAAAGCUGUCACUAUGCAGUAAAGUAGAACUGGACUUUGUAUUUAAAUGGAGCACCCACCACCUGGAAAUUGAGCCUACAUUAAAGAAAAUGGAGGUGAACUCUGUCUGUUCAGGAGAUUCUUCAAGGUGUCAAAUUCUGCAAAACCGUAAUGGUGAGACCAACUACACAACAUGUUGGGAUGCAUUGCCAUUUGUUUGCUACCACGAAAAGGAGGUCUAUAAUCUCUUUCAAAAGACCAAAUCGAGUCGUGACCAAAGCUUCGCUAGCAGAGUGAAUAUGAUUUCAAACCGCAGCGUGAUAUCUGAAAAUCCUCUUACUAGUGAUGUUACCCAGUUUAGUGCACCUGAGGCUUUGGCGUGCCUUCAGGCUAUCGAAGUGGGUCUGGAAAUGGAAGAAAGUCCUCUGGAUUCAGUGGAUGUUUUGGGCAUCAUCCAGUUUCUGAAGGAAGUAGCUGAUGUUGACAUGCAUGGCAGCAAAAACACAUUAGAAGACCUGAGUCAACAUUUUGUUCACGUAACUGGGGAGCUUCUUGAGCAACAUGACCCAGACAUGUGGUCAGAAGUAGCUCCGAUUAUCAAAGGACCUAUGGCAAUACUUCAGACAGUGGAUAAAAUGGCCUGUAAUUUUGCCCAACUUCUUUCGGAUGAGAAGAAAGAAGUUUUUAUACAUCACAAGAACAUUGAAAUUGCUGUGAGUCAGGUGGAUCUAAAUGCAGAUGGUCACAUUUACAAAGUACAUACCACUGAAAGAGUGGAUGAAAUAGAAAUUCUCGAGGAGGACCUUAAGAAACUUGUAGAAGAAGGUCAUACUGAGGUUACUGUUGUAAAUACAUGGUCUAGUUUAAACUCCUUUCAACAUUUAUUUGGAGACCAGAAUCACAAUUUCAUUCAUGUAGAUACGUCUAUUUCACAUGGAGGAUACAAGCAUGUGGGCACCUACCUUGGCUCCUCUGUAAUAUCGUUGACUGUUUUAUCCAGGGAAAAAGAAAUAAGCACAUCGGUGCAGUACUAUCUGUGGCACAAUGAGAUGCCUGAGGGAUCAGACAAGUUCAGAACUAACCCAGUCUGUGUUUUUUGGGAUUUCAACAUCAGGCCAGAAAAAGGAGGGGGCUGGUCCACCACUGGGUGUCAGAUCAAAAACACGUUCCCUGAGGCAACCAGUUGUUUUUGUAAUCACACCACCAACUUUGCUGUCUUGUUGCAAAUUUAUAAUGUCCAGAGAAGUGCAGAAGAAGAAUGGAUGUUAAGGACCUUGACGUUCAUUGGAUGUGGAGUAUCACUUUGUGCUCUUGUAGUAACUUUCGUUCUCUUUCUUGUUGUUGGAGUUCCUAAAUCAGAGAGAACCACUGUGCACAAGAAUCUGAUAUUUGCUCUGGCUGCUGCAGAAACAUUGCUCAUGUUUAGCGAGAUGGCAGAGAGUAAUAAGGUUGCAUGUGUAACAGUUACAGCGUGUCUCCAUCUUUUUUUUAUGGCGGCUUUUGCAUGGAUGUUGGUUGAAGGCUUACUAUUAUGGAGUAAAGUUGUUGCAGUUAACAUGAGCGAAGACAGAAGAAUGAAAUUUUACUACAUCACUGGAUGGGGCCUGCCAGUCAUUAUUGUAAGCGUGACCUUGGCUACCUCCUUUAAUAAGUAUCUGGCAGAUGCUCACUGCUGGCUGAACGUUCAUAGUGAUAUCAUCUGGGCCUUUGUUGGACCCGUUCUCUUCAUACUAACGGUCAAUACGUUUGUCCUGUUUCGAGUUGUGAUGGUUACAAUCUCGAGUGCUCGUAGACGUUCUAAGAUGCUUACCCCUAACUGCAGCUUAGAAAAGCAGAUUGGCAUCCAGGUCUGGGCCACUGCAAAACCAAUUAUUGUGCUUCUUCCUGUCCUGGGCCUGACUUGGCUGUGUGGUGUAUUGGUACACAUAAGUGUAAUCUGGGCGUACGCUUUUAUUUUCCUAAAUGCAUUCCAGGGGCUGUAUAUUUUCUUGAUUUAUGCUGUUUACAACAGUGAGGUGAGGAAUGCUAUUCAGAGAAUGAAGGAGAAGAAAAAGGCAUUGUCAUUCACGAACUGUUCACAACCAACAAACUAUUUAUCCAGCCCAAGAUAUACCACAUCAGACAUAGACAAACCAAAUAUCAGCCCUCCUAAGAGCAGUUUAUCUCAAGUACCUUCAAAAAACAGUGAUAAUAUGGGACAUGUGGUCUCCAAGAACCCUGUUAGCAUAUAUUCCAUCUUGUCAAGUGACAACGCAGAUGUAGAACUGACAUCUUUCAAAGCAUCAGGUUGCUGAUUUGAUGAUGAGAACAAAUGUUAAUACAAAUAACAACCAUGGAUAUGAUGAAAACCACAGUACAACAGAGUCUGAAAAUAAUAUUUGUUUCAUUCCCGAUGAGAAAGAGACGGCAUCAUAUAUCUAAUCCUUCAAUGGUAGACUGCCACAUAGAACCUGAUAUUCAUAAACCCCAAUGCUGGCAUUUUAUAAUUUAAAAGGGUGCAUUAAGAUCAUGAUUUAGCCAUAUUGUUUUUAAUUAGUUUUUGUAUUUGAAAACAGCAUACAACUGUAUUGCUUGCCUUACUGUAUUGACCACCCAUAUAAAAACACAAAAAGAUGGCUUCCAGCUGGUGAGACGCUUCCGGCCAGAGCAGAUCUCCCGGCGAUCGGCUCCCUGGUAUUGUACAUCACAUCGCUCAGCGGAGGAUUUCUAUUUGGAAGCUCCUCAAGUCACCCGGAAUGGACGUGAGAACCAAAAAGCAACAUACCUCAUAGCAGAGCCACGUGUAACAGCGACAGGAAAACAGUGAACACAGAAUUUUUUCCCCCAUCAAUAUCAUUAAGACCACAUGAUCCCUUCUGAUAUAAAGUAAGUGAAUUAUUAGCUACAUAGUUGUUAUAGCGCCGAUACACAUAUAUUUUUUGUAUGAUUAACCCUUGCUGAGUGGAAAUACAGGGAUCCACUUUUAUUGUAUCUUGGCAGCUUAAUCUAAAUAUCCUUUUGCGCCUGUACUAUAUCUAGAUAUAUAUAAAUUUACUAAUCUGUUUUACUUUCUGG
Molecule: messenger RNA, 3874 nt
Organism: Hyla sarda
Lineage: Eukaryota; Metazoa; Chordata; Amphibia; Anura; Hylidae
Gene: ADGRD2
Product: adhesion G protein-coupled receptor D2
Exons: 25
Coding region: 1-3114 (1037 amino acids)
Biological process (GO): cell surface receptor signaling pathway; adenylate cyclase-activating G protein-coupled receptor signaling pathway
Cellular component (GO): membrane
Molecular function (GO): G protein-coupled receptor activity
Source: RefSeq, a predicted model, not a curated record